GCUGCUCAACAACAAGCGCAGGCUUUCCUCAGCUGACAUUCUGCGCCUCUCCACUAUGCUGCUGCCUUCACCAAUACCCGAUGAGCUGCCGCAUCCUCCUCUCCAGGAGCGGUGCAAGGAGGCCUUCCAAAUCAUCGCUAGAAGAAGAAAUGUUCUUAUAAGAUGGUACAGAAGAUGGGUUGAAAUGGCCGACGCAGCAUUAUCUAAGUAUGCCAAGCAAACUGCGGCAGAUUACCAGCUUCAUAUCAUCCAUGGCCUAGGAACCAUGAAGGAUGAAUUUAAUGUGGACAAAUCUUUCCAUAUCAACUUCAUGGCGUGGCCAAUGGAUCCUUCUUCCGCCAGAGAAGCCCCCGUGUUUUUCUUUGCUGAAGCUCUUCGCCCGUCUGGCUCGCACUUUUGUGAAGAGGAUAUCACCUUGUGCUGUACAGUACAACCUUCAUCAAGUGAAGUUGAUUGCUGCCAUUCUUGUCUGACUAAACACUAUAUAAUUGAUCAUCCGGAUAAUUCUGAGAACUUCGGUGGCGGGCAGUACUUCAAGAUGGAUGGAACCAGCAAAGAUUGGGAUUGCCCAGCCACACUUGAUGUUGACUACAGGUGUUUCGAUCCUGACAGAGAUGUUGAUCUCGUGGAGUACUUGGAUCAAGAUUACGCCCAUUACAUAUCCUCUUCACCCUGGCAUUGCCGUCAUAAAAAUGAGGGGGAUGUCUCGGGUUAUUGCAGCGGAAUUAUGUGAAAUGUGAUGGUUGUAGUUUCACUAGUGCUCUUCAAUCGCUUUGCACCUUUCAAUGAAAUUAAUUGCUAUCUGACCAUCU
Lolium rigidum is the source of this 812-nucleotide messenger RNA. RefSeq lists its product as uncharacterized. The coding region runs from base 56 to 733 and encodes 225 amino acids. Lineage: Eukaryota; Viridiplantae; Streptophyta; Magnoliopsida; Poales; Poaceae. The record is from RefSeq and is a predicted model, not a curated record. The transcript has 2 exons.